Rotaria socialis is the source of this 228-nucleotide messenger RNA. The record is from the annotation of a GenBank genome assembly. Lineage: Eukaryota; Metazoa; Rotifera; Eurotatoria; Philodinida; Philodinidae.
AUGAUUCGCGGGAACACUAUUCUCUGCGUACUAUUUACUGUAUUGGUAAUUCAAGCUCGAACAUCCAUCGGUCAACCGAUGAAACCUAGUGAUUUAAAAGCAUUAUUAAGAAAAGCAUUAGAAGUUGAUUUUUGUGCACGUAUGGUACCAGUGACAAGACCAAUUCCAUUACGAUUUCGUCGUACUCUAGCUAAACAACAAUUUCAAUGCCUUAUUACAUUAGAUUGA